Messenger RNA from Cydia amplana, 1781 nucleotides. It is a transcript of the gene Exd2, whose product is annotated as exonuclease 3'-5' domain-containing protein 2. Gene Ontology annotation, molecular function: 3'-5' exonuclease activity; nucleic acid binding. Gene Ontology annotation, biological process: nucleobase-containing compound metabolic process. The record is from RefSeq and is a predicted model, not a curated record. Gene Ontology annotation, cellular component: cytoplasm; nucleus. Lineage: Eukaryota; Metazoa; Arthropoda; Insecta; Lepidoptera; Tortricidae. The coding region runs from base 49 to 1761 and encodes 570 amino acids. The transcript has 10 exons.
AAUUUACUUGAAUAUGAAAUUAAGUGUCUGGAUGUUAAAACUUAAAAUAUGGAAGCGAUCUUAAAACAUAAUUUUAGUGUAACAACCGUAAUAAUUACAGUAUUGUCUGCGGCCGUUGUAUAUACUGUUUUAAAGUAUAAACAGAGGAUUAGAAAAGCUUCGGAGGCUUUCCAUUAUAUGAAUGUUUCAAUAGUUACUAAUGAAGAGGCAUGCAAUAGCGCGGUAACUAUAAUUAGAAGGAAGUGUUUGUAUCAUAAUGCCAUAGGAUUUGACUGUGAAUGGGUGACUGUGGGUCGCAAGAGACAGCCCGUCGCACUAUUGCAGCUGUCUACCCUUGAUGGCUUUUGUGGUCUGUUCCGGUUAAAUCAAAUGAAAACUGUCCCUAGCUCAUUAAAAGCAUUACUUGAAGAUAACACCAUCUACAAAGUAGGUGUUUCUCCUUCUGAUGACGCAAAAUAUCUGUUCCACGACUGGGGGGCUAAACUAAAGAGCUCUCUCGACGUGCGCCACCUGGCUCGCGCCUGCGGGCACAGGGCCGGCGGUCUAGCGAGCCUCUCUGAAGCACUGUUGCAAGUCACUCUAGAUAAACACUGGAAGAUACGUUGCAGUGAUUGGGAGGCUGAGCAGUUGACAGACAGACAAAUAGUUUAUGCAGCGGCUGAUGCACAUGUGGCUAUCAAAAUAUUUGCGAAACUAAUACGUGAAUAUACUUGCAGGGCACGCGGCUCUUACUGGCUUACUGGAAAGACGAACAAACAUUCACAACAAGCUGUUAAUGAUUUAUGUCGGGAUAUUGCAGAUGUUGCUUUUAAAACAAAGCAUGAUAGUAAUCAGAAAACAAAUGGGAAAAAGGAUAAGAUCGUUAAGAAAGAAGAUAUAGUAUUGAACAAGAGGUACCCGUACGCGACGCGCACCAGGCCGCUGUACAACAACUGCUACCUACAGGCGCCCGAUGGGGAGCUGCUCUGCACUUGUGACAAAAAGAAAGCCCUCUGGUACGUGGAGAAGGAGUUGGCCGCGGUGGUGAGCGAGGCGCCGCUCACGGUCCGGCUGCGAUUCGAGCCGGCCGGCCGCUCCGUGGGCGCCGUGGGCCGCUACUACUGCCUCGCCAAGGAGAACAAGUGCGUCGUGUGCGGCAGCACCGACUCCUACAUUAGAAAAAAUGUCGUACCUAGAGAGUACCGAAAGUAUUUUCCCGAGGUGAUGAAGGACCACUCGUCGCACGACGUGGUGCUGCUGUGCGUACGCUGCCACCAGCUCUCCAACACGCUGGAUCUGCGCAUGCGCGAGAUGCUGGCGCGCAAGUGUCACGCGCCGCUCGCUAACGGCAAGGCUGUGUCCAGCUACGACUUCAAUACCAAGAAAAUACGUUCGGCGGCGCGUGCCCUGCUGCAGCAGGCCCAGUCGCUGGCGGAGGCGCGGCGGCGCGCGCUCGAGGCGGUGCUGCUGCGGCACUACCCGCGCUGCGGGGAGCUUACGACGGAACUGCUGGAGGAGGCUGCCGCCAGCGGCCCGAAAGCCGCCAUUAAAACGGAAGAAGAGAGCCACGGCAUGAGAGUAGUAGAGUAUCACCUGAAACACGAGGGUCUUCUGCGAUUAGAGCAGUACUGGCGAGAACAUUUCCUCACUACGAUGGAACCACAAUUCAUGCCCGAGUUAUGGUCUAUCAAACACAAUGAAGAAAGACUCCGUGUGAAACUGGACGAAGGACGUUUAUCUCAAAAAGAUUUGCAAUCAAUUGGACUCACGCCGUGGACGUAGUACAAGUUAAACUCACCUAA